UUGGUAACCAAGUUUGCCUCUCAUUUUUGUCACUAAUUUUUAAGAGUGGCCUUUUGAAGCUGUUCUCGAAGUGGAGUGGUGAAAGUGUCUCACAGAGCAAAGAGCAUGGUGGAAUUGGUUGCCGUGAGUUGCUAUGACGCCAAAGUGGAGGAGGAGCUCUCUCUCCAGACUGGGGAUAUCAUCAAGAAUUCAACGUUCACUGACAGGGAAGGCUGGUGGGAAGGAGAGUUAAACGGGAAACGGGGCCGUUUCCCAAGGAUAUUUGUUGAGGAAGUGCCAUCUCACCCCGUCACCGAGGGAAAGCCUGUACAACCUCGUUCUCUUCGUAGGAAGCCCGGGGUGAGAAAGAAGCAGAGAUUGUGCGAAGUGGUCAUUUCAUACAACCCUGUGAGACAAGAACACUUGGAGCUCAGUGUGGGCGACAUCAUCGAGGUCCUCGAUGAGGUUGAAAGCGGUUGGUGGCUGGGAAAAAAGAACGGAAAGACUGGGUGUUUUCCAUCCAAUUUUGUUUUAGAAAUGAACCACAUUGAAGGUUCCAGAGCCAAAAAUCAAGAUGGGCCAAGUUCAGAGCUCCAAGUCAACCUUCCACCAAACUCGGAAACGAUGAUGACCAGGGGUACGGGAGUGGGAUUAGAGGAACCAACUCUUAGAUCGGCAAAUCCCCAAGCAGAUGAUGGAUGCCGUGGAGAAGCUGGACAAAAGAUAGCCAAGGAGUACUAUGAGGCAGCGUUUGACUAUGUUGCAAGCAACGAGGAUGAACUCAGUCUGCACAAAGGAGAUGUCGUCCUAGUGUUAGAAAAGGACACAGGAGAAGAUGGCUGGUGGGAAGGAUAUGUGAAUGGAAACCAGGGACUGUUCCCAGACAACUACGUGGUCCCUUAUGUCAGUACAAAAGCGGUGAAAAAGGAGCUUCCGCCAAGAGAUGUGACAGAGGCGGAUAUCUCCAAGGAGUACUAUGAGGCAGUGUCUGACUACGUUGCAAGAACCGAGGAUGAACUCAGUCUGCACAAAGGAGAUGUCGUUCUAGUGUUAGAAAAGGGCACAGCUGAAGAUGGCUGGUGGGAAGGAUGUGUGAAUGGAAACCAGGGACUGUUCCCAGACAGCCACGUGGUCCCUUAUGUAGGUACAAAAGAGGUGAAAAAGGAGCUUCCCCCAAGAGAUGAGAUGGAUGCGGAUAUCUCCAAGGAGUACUAUGAGGCAGUGUCUGACUACGUUGCAAGAACCGAGGAUGAACUCAGUCUGCACAAAGGAGAUGUCGUUCUAGUGUUAGAAAAGGGCACAGCUGAAGAUGGCUGGUGGGAAGGAUGUGUGAAUGGAAACCAGGGACUGUUCCCAGACAGCCACGUGGUCCCUUAUGUAGGUACAAAAGAGGUGAAAAAGGAGCUUCCCCCAAGAGAUGAGAUGGAUGCGGAUAUCUCUUUUAAGCACAGUCCCAUGGCAACAGUGAAGAAUCCUGAGCUGUACCUUUGGAAAAGCGACCACAAAGAUGAGAAGAAAGAGCCCAAGAAUGAAUGGUCAGAGUCUGCUGUCAAACCCAACCUGAUGCCUCCCAAAAAGGUUCCGCCUCCUGUAAAAGUGAAGCCAUUGUUAACAAACCUGCCUAAUAAAGUUGGUGGGGAACAGGCGCCGGCUCCACAGGAACUCAUCAAACCAGCCAGAGACAGGACCAACGACUCAGAAUCAGUGACCUUUGACGCACUGGCUCCACCUGCAGAGACACUGAAACACUUGACUGCCAACAGACCCCGAGCCCAGGGGCGAAGACCACCCACUCACCACAGGGGUCCAGCUGCUCACAAUGCCAAAUUGUCAGUGUCCCCACCAGUACCAGCUAAAGUCAAGCCUCCGACCAUCCAACUGUCUGAGCCUCCACCAAGCCAAAGACACCAGUCAGCUGCCGGAAGAGCAGGUCCAGUCCUGCCUAGUUCACCAAACAAAACACAGAGAGAAGCAGAAAGGGAGGACAGAGUGGAUUCCAUCGCAGGGCUGAAAGUGGAACUACAACGUCUGCAGCUGUCCUUUGACCUGCUGAAGAACCAACAUUUGAGAGAUACAAUCGACUUAAAAGAAGAGAUUGCAGAGGAACGAAUCAAAUGGAACGCACUGCAGAUGGAAGUUGAAAACCUGAGAAAAAUUAUCACAUCGCAGCAAGAGCACUGACUUCGAACCUUCCCUCCCUCCCGCUUGGAUCCAGGGCACACACCCAGCCUCUGAGAAGACAAUGUCAGACGCUGUCCUGUGUUUAGUUAGCCUCCAGUGCUGCGACUUUAAGAACCUCAAUCUGGUUCUGGAGUUUAUGGGAUUGUUGCAGAUUUUGCUUGUUGUGUAUCCUCUCUGACUCUGGUGGAUUUCAAGAAUCCUCAGAAUUCCUGUGUCAUCAUUUGAGAUACAAAGCUCCACAUAGCUCUGAAAAUAGAACUUGAAAAGACUCAAAUAUUUGUGGCAACUUUCAAUACCCUAAUGUGCCUUUACUGUCAAUAAAGUAUCUUUUGAAGUGGAGUUGCUAUUGUAAUGUAAGUCCAACACGGCAGCUGGAUAAAAGGCAUUGCCUCGGCUUUUAUCCACAGUCCCUUCCUUCACAUCCAGUCCAACACGUGGGAUCAUACUACUCUCUCAAAGUUCUUAGAAUGCCAGUCACAACCAAUGAAUAAAACUGGAUUAUAUUUUGGGUGCUGAGGCAGUGAAAGUGGUUUAGCAUCUGGUUAAGACUGGGUAAAGCCAGGGAUGAAUUGUGCCAGGUAAAUCCAAGACUACCAGGUCCACAGAUAUCCAUUGUAUUCUCCGCUUCUUGGCAUGAGAAAACAGCCAAUGUACUGGAGGCGGACCAUGUAAGAUGAGUGGAUCUGA
Molecule: messenger RNA, 2847 nt
Organism: Pristis pectinata (smalltooth sawfish)
Lineage: Eukaryota; Metazoa; Chordata; Chondrichthyes; Rhinopristiformes; Pristidae
Gene: mnmip1
Product: SH3 domain containing 21
Exons: 23
Coding region: 106-2160 (684 amino acids)
Molecular function (GO): protein binding
Source: RefSeq, a predicted model, not a curated record